UAAACUAAAAUGAAUCGCCAGGCUGCUGUUGCCGUGACAACGACAACACUAAGCACGAACUUUUCGUUAGCAACAGCGAAGGUAUCCGUUUAACUGAAGCCGGUUUUAGUACAUACCUUUAUUAUUUUCAUAGCAAACGCAAUGUUUCCACCAGCCGAGUCUCUCCUGAAAUAUGACAGUCCAGUUUUGAUCAGCAAUAGCACAGACGGAAAAUCGCCAAGGGGGCGCCCUUUGAGAGUGAACCCUCAGCAGCCAACUAAUUCUAACCCUGUUCCACCACCUCCUAAGUCAAGAUCAGCAUCACCUGACGCCACCAGGCAGAAAAAUGAGGCGAUCCUGAACACCAUCCUUCCACCCAGGAAAUGGAUGCAGGAGAACCAACUGUGGAUGCAGAAAGUGUCCACUACACCUACUUCAAGAACAGAUAUUAUGCAUCUAGAGAACCUCCUGAACACAAAGCUGCAUCAAAGGCAGGCCAUGGAAACAGGAAUCUGCCCAAUCCGAAGAGAGCUUUAUUCCCAGUGCUUUGAUGAGCUAAUCAGACAGGUGACCAUCAACUGUGCUGAGAGGGGUCUGAUGCUGUUGCGGGUUAGAGAUGAGAUUCAAAUGACUAUUGCUGCCUACCAGGCACUGUAUGACAGCAGCGUGGCUUUUGGCAUGAGGAAAGCACUGCAGAUUGAGCAGAGCAAGGCUGACCUGGAGAAGAGAAACUCUGAUCUCGAAAAUGAGACAGUAGACCUGAAGAAGCAACUCAACGAACAAAAAGCUAAAUGUGAAGCAAUUGAAGAGAGAGAAAAUGAACAGCGACAUCUGCAAGAAAAGCUGCUGCAAGAGGAGAUUCAGUACCUGAAGAGAGCCAACCAGCAACUCAAGACCCAAAUGGAAGGGCUCAUUGUGCCAAAGUAAUAACUUCAACAAGAGAAAACUGAGCUGCCAUUUCCCAGUACAAACGGUUAUUUUGUCCUUUGUCUUGUUUCUCAAUUAUAUCAGUGUAAUCAGCAAAUAUUUUAUUUUUCUUGAGUGGCCUGACAUGACAAAGUACAGCCUAAGCAACCACUGUACAUUUUUCCUGAAUGUC
Molecule: messenger RNA, 1078 nt
Organism: Monopterus albus (swamp eel)
Lineage: Eukaryota; Metazoa; Chordata; Actinopteri; Synbranchiformes; Synbranchidae
Gene: dnali1
Product: dynein, axonemal, light intermediate chain 1
Exons: 6
Coding region: 142-906 (254 amino acids)
Cellular component (GO): ciliary base; axoneme
Molecular function (GO): dynein heavy chain binding
Source: RefSeq, a predicted model, not a curated record